AUAGAGGAAGUAUUUUUAGAGUUUCUACAAAACAAAAAACACUUUCACUGAUCACAUUUCUCUCUCACUCUCUCUUGGUUCUCUCUUGUUUGCAUUCUCUUUCACCACUCACGUCUUUUUGCAAAGAAGAAAGCAUGGCUCUAGAGUUUGUGGGUGGAGCAGUUUUCUCUGCAUUCCUUCAGGUGGCGUUUGACAGAAUGGCCUCUCGUGACGUUGUCAACUUUCUCAAGGGAAGCAAAGUUAUUGAAGGAUUGGUGCGAAAGCUGAAGUUAGUGCUGAUAUCUGCUGAUUCACUGCUCGUUGAUGCGGAGGAGAAGCAAUUUGAAGACCCAAAUGUGAAACGGUGGCUGAACGAGCUUAAAGAUGCUGCUUAUGUUGCGGAUGACCUUCUCGAUGAGAUUGCCACUGAAGCCUUACGAUCCAAGUCAGAAGCUGAAUUUCAAACCAGCACUAGUACGGUAUGGGACUUCUUCUCUGCUAAUUCAUUUGACAUACAAUCUAAGCUAGAAGAAAUUCUGGAUAAUCUAGAAUAUAUUAUAAAACAAAAGGAUGCCCUUGGUCUUGUUGCUAAUGGUGCCCUGAAGGAUGCCCCUGGUCUUAAAGGUAUACAAUCAAGACCAUUGACAACUUCUUGCCCUGAAGAAUAUGGUGUGUUUGGUAGAGACAAGGACAAGGAGGGGAUAUUUGAGAAGUUCCAAUCUAAUGGUGCAAGUGUUGAUGGGAUAUGUGUUGUUCCCAUAGUGGGUAUGGGUGGAGUUGGAAAAACAACUCUUGCUCGGUUUGUUUUCAAUGACAAAAGAAUAGAGGAGAGUUUUGAUCUCAAAGCUUGGGUUUGCGUUUCAGAAAAUUUUGAUAAUUUUCGGAUAGCAAAAACUAUUUUUGAGGAGGUCACUUCCUCUGCUUGUGACAAUCAAAACAUGAAUUUUCUGCAAAAUAAAAUUAGAGAGAAAUUUAUGGAGAAGAAAGUUUUCCUUGUUCUAGACGAUGUUUGGAAUGAGAAAUAUAAUGAUUGGGUUGAGCUACUUAAAGUUAUCAGAUGUGGGGCAAAGGAGAUUAAGAUCAUUGUUACUACACGCAGUACAAAAGUCGCAUCAAAUGUCCGCACUGUUGCACCUUUUUUUCUAAGACAAUUAUCAGAUGAAGAAUGCUGGUCAUUGUUUAAAAAACACACAUUUAUAAAUGGUAAAGCUAGUGAUCCAAUUCUAGAGGAUAUUGGUAGGCAAAUUGCCCAGAAGUGUAAAGGCUUACCUUUAGCAGCAAAAACACUUGGUGGUUUGCUGCGUUGUGAGCAAGAUCCAAAGGAGUGGACAAUGAUUUUGAAGAGUGAUAUAUGGAAUUUACCAGAAGAAAAAAGUAGCAUCCUUCCGGCUCUAAGAUUGAGCUACCACUACCUCCCAUCACAUUUGAAGCAAUGCUUUGCUUAUUGCUCCAUCCUUCCAAAGGAUUAUGAAUUUAAAAAGGAGGAGUUGGUCUUGUUGUGGAUGGCACAAGAUUUUUUACAGCAAUCCAAAGGAAAUGGGAGGAUGGAAGAAAUAGGUGAACGGUACUUUGAUGAUCUCGUAUCUAGGUCACUUUUUCAACAAUCAAGUACUAGUGAAUCACGUUUCAUAAUGCAUGACUUAGUCAAUGACUUGGCAACAUUUAUAUCUGGAGAAUUUUGUUUUAGGUUGGAGGAGGACAAUGAGUUGAAUGAAAUAACAGAAAAGACACGCCAUUUUUCAUGUUAUGAAGGUAGAUUUGAUGACUCUAAGAAAUUUGAGAUCCUUUAUGAUGCAAAGGAUUUGCGAACCUUCUUGGAAAAAUUAAAAUGGAGUUGGAGGAAAGAAUAUGACAACUUAUGGAAGAUGAAAUGUGAUUUGUUGAAGGAAUUUAAGACCAUGCGGGUUUUAACAUUUUCUAGUUCAAGAAUAACGGAGUUGCCUAAUUUUGUUGAUGAUUUGAAGCACCUUCGUUAUUUGAAUAUUAGUGACACUGUAAUCAAACACUUGCCUGAUUCUUUAUGUAAGUUGUAUAAUUUGCAAACCUUGAUAUUGUCAAGGUACAUCACCAAGUUUCCCACCAACACGAGUAAACUAAUCAACUUGCGCCACCUAGAUAAUAGUAAAGCCACGAUGGAAGAGAUGCCUCCUCAGAUGGGUAAAAUGAAAAAUCUCAGAAAAUUAUAUGUUUUUGGUGUGGGCAAACAUGAUGAUGGGUCCAGUAUUAAAGAGUUGGGGGAGCUUCAGCAUCUUUCUGGAAAAUUGUCUCUGUUGAACUUGGAAAAUGUUCAAUGCAUUAAUAAAGAUAUUACGGAGGUUAUAUUAAAGAAUAAGCAAGAUUUAUCUAAGUUGAAGUUGGAAUGGAAACCUGGUCAUGGCGCUGAAGAUUCAGAAAAGGAAAGAAUUUUGCUUGAGCAGUUGUGUCCUCAUACAAACUUGAAUUCUCUCACCAUCACUAAUUAUGAGGGUACAAGCUUUCCAAAAUGGUUAGGAGACUCGUCAUUCUCUAAAAUGGUGUACAUAGAGCUUCGUAAUUGUGAUAAUUGCUUCUCCUUGCCUCCGCUUGGACAGCUACCUGACCUCAAGAGUCUUAAAAUUCAAUGUUUUGGUGGAAUAUCAAGCGCGGGCCCUGAGUUCUAUGGGAAUACAAUUAAACCGUUCAGAGCCCUUGAGUGUUUAACAUUUGAAGAUAUGCCAGAGUGGCAGGAGUGGGUUAUAUUUGAAGGGGAAGUUUUCACUUGUCUUCGAAAACUAUAUAUUAAACAUUGUCCCAAACUAAGUGGGGGUCUGCCCGUUCAACUUCCCUCUUUGACCACACUUGAGAUUAGAAAGUGUGAGCAGCUUGUUGCUUCGCUUCCUAACUCUCCAGCUCUCCAUGCAUUAUUAUGCUCGGGGAAAAUACAGGUUCCAAAUGGUGAUGACUAUCAAUCACUUAAAAGAGUGUACAUAGAGGGUGGCGUUUAUUCAAUUUUGCCCUUUCUACCAGAGUUUGCUUCCCUCUCUUUCUUGGCAUUCUCUGAGUGCCCUGAUUUAGUUUCCUUUCCCAGCGGAGGACUGUGCGCUCCAAAUUUGUCUCGGAUUGUAAUCCAAGAUUGCAGAAACUUAAAGUCACUGCCUGAAGGGAUGCACACCCUCCUCCCAUCUCUCGUGCAUUUGGGUCUGUACGGGUGUCAAGAACUGGAAUCCUUUCCCGAGGGAGGUUUGCCCUCCAGCUUAGAAAGUCUUGCUAUAAACAGGUGCGAGAAACUCAUUUCCCGUCGCAUGGAAUUGGGAUUGCAAGGUCUUCACUCUCUCAGAAGUUUCAAAAUUUGUGGUUAUGACAACGAAUUGGAGUCCUUUCCAGAGGAGGCGUUGCUGCCUCCUAAUCUUACCGAUUUCGGCAUCAGUUAUUUACCAAAUCUAAAAUCGCUCAAUGGUAAGGGGUUUCAACACCUUACCUCUCUUAAACGCUUGACUAUUCUGGGCUGCCAAAAUCUUGACUGCUUACUAGAAGACGUUUUGCCUACCUCUCUGUGUGAGCUAUAUACCUUUGAAUGCCGUUUGUUGAAAGAACGGUAUGGAAACGAGAAAGGGGAGGGCCGGGCCAAGAUUGCCCACAUUCCCAAUAUAUCCAUAGAUUAUUGAACUAUGAGUCGAAGAACGUUUCUGCCCAGUGUUACUUCUACUUGUAAAUAACAAGUGCCUUACACACCGGCUGUCAAUUUCAUGCCACUGCUAGCUGCUGAUCCUUCUGCAUUGUGUAUGAAUUCCUAAAUGUCAAUUCUCCCCAAAAAAAAAAAAACUCCAAAAUAUCUGAUUAGUUUUCAAGUCACUGUAAAAGCUCAUCCUUUACUCUCAUUCUUGCCGGAGAUGCUCUUGCCUCAUUAUACAUUCUCUACAUUUCUACUCUGGACUUCUGAAAUACAAGACAAGACUUUUGUGAAUGUUUAAGCUAAGGGUCACAUUUACUUGUAAAUAACAUGUGCCUCACACAUCCGCUGUCAAUUUAUGCCACUGCUAGCUGCUGGUCCUUUUGCAUUGUAUAUAAAUUUCUAAAUCUCUGAUAUGUUUUCAAGUCACUGUGAAAUCUCAUCCUUUUCUUAAUUAAAGAAUCAUUUACUCUCAUUCUUGCUGGAGCUGCACUUGCCUCAUUAUACUUUCACUGCGUUUCUACUGUGCAGUUUUGAAGUUCAAGACAAAUACUUUUGAGGUAAACUAUGUGGCAGUUGAUAGCUAGUGCUGUUUCUUUACCUUCUAACAGCCGCUGAAUCACACUGAUCAAGUGUGGAGAGGGACUUACUCAGGCUUUCUCUUUGGAAUUGGUGGUAGACGGGAAGAUGUGACAUCCCCUCCGGAGGAUAGGUUGCUGCAUUUGGUUCUUUUUUUCUUCCCAACUUGAAAGAGCUCAAACGGUUCAGCAUAUGACUGCUCUUGCUGUCCUCACCUGUUGGAGCUACCAUUACUACCAAGAAUUAUAAAUGCCCUAUUGUGUGACAAUGGUGCCAGAGGCAGAGGGGGGAAAGCUGGCCCAGGAUGGCUGAGAUGCUUGAUCCAUGACAGAUCAAAGUCUACAGAUGCUCUGUGAUUGUUAGAAGGGAAAAAAGUGACACAAGAUUGAUCACAUCCCCUGCAGACAUAUAGAUGACUAAGUCGUUGUUGUACAGUUAGUGUUACUACUUGAUGAAGGCUGGCUGAAGAACAGUGUCAUAAGUUGAUUCUGCCUUGAGAUCAAGCACUUUUUAGGUGUUGUCCUUUGUUGAAGGAGUAGUUCCAUUAGAAGAAGGGCAAAGAUUGGAGCAAAAAAUGCCUAUUUUUUCAGAAUAUUAAUUGAUGAUGAAGUGAUCAUAUGGCUGAAAAGUGUACACCGUGUCCUCAUUCACCGUUUUCUUCAUUUAAAUAUUAAAGUCAGGAACAUAAAUGUUCCACUAAAACCAUCUAGUUCUCAAAGUGAUUUAGUACCUUCAAUUAUUGGAUAGUCAAAUUUAAAUGGUGUUAAUUAUGAUGAAUCAGAAGGCUUUCCAGAUUCCUUCCUUCAUUAUUUUGGAUAUAUCAAACUUAACUGACAUGAGUAGGUAUCUCUCAUGUCACCUCUUGAAAGGCUGAAACAAGAACGCCCAUACAAAAUUAGGAAGUGAUAUGAUAUGCUAUAAAUAGCCCUGUGAGAUUCAAGCUUGUGAUAUGAAAAUUAUUACCUUGCGUUCAAAAUCCAGGGUGACUUCAGCCAACCAACUCAAAUUUCCUCAGCAACCAGCACUUUUGGUUGGCCCUGAGAGCAAUGGAAAAAAUAACCACUGGUGGUCCUCAUUGUCAGCAUUGAAAUUUGAUUAAAAGGAAAUAAUUUCCUUCAGGAAAAAAUCAACACAUGAACAAGGCCAAUGUCCUGGCUUUCUCUGCUCACCACCAACAAAUGCCCUUAUUUGGCUGAGGACAGAUCUGCCUGUAUGCUUCUUCUGAUUAGUCCUAGAUGCAGCAAACACUACCAGCGGGUGGAUGGGGGCUUCUAAGAAUCGAACACACUACCUGCAGAUCGAUAUGGGCUCAUAAAGACUCUUCAAGAUUUUGGAAAUGGUGGUGGUCGUGAGGAUUUGAAGUCCUUGCCAGAUAACAUGUUGCUACUUUUGUUUUUCCUCUUCCUAACUACAAUCAGCUCAUAGGCUCAGCAAGUAACUCCUCUUGCCAAGGUUGCUUUCAGUCACCGGUAGGAAGCGUCCAACUUGCUUUUUCCCAUCAAGAAUUUUAUAGUCUUAUGCUGAGACAAUGGCGCCUGAACUAGACAGGGAAAGCUGGCUGUUGACCCAAGAUUGCCCAGCUCUUGUUCCUUGAAAAAUCAAGGCAAUUCUUGAUUUUAGUAACAGUAAUUACUAAUAUGAUUUCUCCAACCAGAAGGUGCUCUGUGAUUGUUAGGUUCAUUCAAUUGAUUUAUUUGUUUAUAGACAUUCAAAGAUUUAUGUCUCAUGGUGUAAGCUUUGGACCUCUAUCAAACAUCUUUGCACACUCUUCUCUAUGUGUACAAUUAUACAAUGAAGAGCAAUGGAGGGGCCUUGACACCUAGAUUUGAUAACGUUUGUAAAUAAAUGGUUAUUUUCAUGCUUAAGAACAUUAUGAAAUUGACAAUUUGUAUUUGUAAGCUUUUAUAUAGCUAAGAACGUUAAGUGUGAAGAGAUUCAAGCACACUUGUGUGGGCUCCAGCAUAUGAGUUUAGACCUAAUUAUGUUAUAUUAACAUUUUUUUCUUAUCGUUC
Quercus robur (English oak) is the source of this 6198-nucleotide messenger RNA. RefSeq names its product putative disease resistance protein At3g14460. Gene Ontology annotation, biological process: defense response to other organism. Gene Ontology annotation, molecular function: ADP binding. Lineage: Eukaryota; Viridiplantae; Streptophyta; Magnoliopsida; Fagales; Fagaceae. Bases 135 to 3602 code for a protein of 1155 amino acids. The record is from RefSeq and is a predicted model, not a curated record. The transcript has 10 exons.